UACGUUGUUGUUACGUACAUAGUACCGAGUGCCGCAGAAGUUGGUAUAAACUCGUGCUGUCUCGCGGCACAGUGUCCUUGUCUCCGAGAAAAUUUUUGUUCUCAACCCGCGUCGUUGAAAAAAAAUACAAGUGAAUGUCAUGGAUCUAUCCAAGCCAAAACAAUCGUCGACGAGCCGCAGCAAGAAAGAAAUACAAGAGGACGUCAUGGAUUCAUCCGAACCAAAAAAACAAGAGAACGUCUUGGAUCUAUCCAAGCCAAAACAACAAGAGAACGCCAUGGAUCUAUCCAAGCCAAAAGCACCGUCGGGAAAGUCAACAGGAUUAGACAACGAAUUGGGUAGGAGAUGGAGUACUCCAAAUAGUGUCGCACGAUCGUCGAGCCAACAGAAACUUAACUCGUCGUUGAAGAGGUCGUCCUCGCAUGAGCAGCCGUUCAGAGGUACUGCGAUUGUAUCGUCGACCCAAAAGUUGAAAUCGUUGUCAUCGGCUACAGGCUCGAUGACUUCCCCGCCGUCGUCGCCGACCAUGAAGCGGUAUAUUCGGACGAACAGUGCCCCGAUAUCACUGGAGGGAAAUCGGAACUCGUCGCGGACGGCUGCAAGCUCGAUGACUUUACCGCCGUCGUCAUCGUCGAUCUUGAAGCCGCCUAUUCCGACGAAAAAUACCUCGAUGUCGCCGAAGCAAAAUCUGAGCUCGAAGUCAUCAGCUGCUAUCCCGAUGGCUUCCCCGUCGUCGAGCUUGAAGCAGCUGUAUCUGACGAUAAGUACCUCGAUGGCCCCGAAGCAAAAUCUGAGCUCGACGCCAUCGACUGCAAGCUCGAUGAUUUCCCCGCCGACGUCAUUGUCGAUCUUGACGCAGCAUAUUCCGACAACAAAUACGUCAAUGUCGGCGACCCAAAAUCUGAACCUGACGCUACCGUCACGUGUUCGGCCGAAAGGUACCUGGAUACCACCGAGGCAAGAUUUGAACUCGUCGACAUCGUUUGUAAGUAUUGCUCGUAAGAAUUCGAAGAAUAAAACCUCGAUGUCACCGAUCAAAAAUCUGAACUCGGCACCAUUGGGUGCAACGCCGAAGGCUUCCCCGUCAAAGAUGUCGAAUCUGAAGCAGAAGCGAACCAAUAAUAUUCCGAUGUCACCGAAGCAUAAUCUGAAAUCGACGCCAUUGGUUGUAAUCCCGAAGGCUUCUCCGUCAAAGAUUUUGGAUCUGAAGCAGAAUCAGACGAUAAAUACCUCGAAGUCGCCGACCAAAAAUCCGAACUCGACGCCAUUGGUUGUAAUCCCGAAGGCUUUCCCGUCGAAGAUGUCGAAUCUAAAGCAGAAUCAGACGGAUAAUGCCUCGAUGUCGCUGACCCAAAAUCCGAACUCGACGACUUCUUCGUUGUUCGCAUUGGAGCAGAUGUCACAAAAUAUCCAGAUCUCGUCGAACCCAGAUCCGAACUCGACGCAAUUGGCCGCGACGCUGAUGCAGGAGUUGGCGUUAAAUACCUCCUACCCGGAAACCGUCGAGCCCAGCUCGGAGCUUGCGGGACAAAAGCCGCCCGCUGGCGACGAAGCCGAAAAAGAUAAAAAGUCGUUAGAAAAUCGACGAUGAAGCCUGGUCCGCGCACGUGCCCGAAGUGCCACUGGAGGUUGAAAUAUUGCCCGUGUGACUGAGUCUAGCAGAGGCCUAAGUCUUUUAAAAAUGUUCACCUGUGUAUAGCAAUUUGUGACUGUGUCGUAAUACAUAUAAUUUAUGUAGUUUUUAUGUGUGUGUGUGCGCGCGCCUUUAUGCAUUCUUAAAAGUUUUAAAUCUAAAUCGAUAUACUGCGCGAGUUCGAGACAUUUUCUGUGCGCGAGUCAUGCAAAAAAAAUUGUAUUUUCACAUGUGUAUGUAGUAUGAAUUCGGACAAUAAUCGACAUUUUUUUGUGUGACAGAAACAUUGUAUGUACAAACGAAUUAAUUUGUCCGAAUUAUUUGACAAAAACAAAAUUCUUUCCGUUCAUCAAAUUAAAGUAGGAAUUUUGUCGAAAAUUUAAUGAAGAAAAAAGAGAAAAAAGACACAUAGAACGAAUAAAUUCAGUCAAGGUAAACGUACACUGCA
This is a messenger RNA of Trichogramma pretiosum, 2081 nucleotides long. RefSeq names its product flocculation protein FLO11-like. Bases 140 to 1591 code for a protein of 483 amino acids. Lineage: Eukaryota; Metazoa; Arthropoda; Insecta; Hymenoptera; Trichogrammatidae. The record is from RefSeq and is a predicted model, not a curated record. The transcript is spliced from 3 exons.